AUGAACUCAACCUUUUUUUUGUAUUGCUCUCACUAUAAAUUAACUGUGGAGUAUGUGCUGCGGUGGCGCCGUCUGAACGCGCCCUUAGACGAGGUCCGCGCUGGAUGCAAUGCGGCGGCGCGGGGGCGGGCGGACCCCGAGCACAAUCGAUACACCAUGGAACCCGUGCGGGAGAACAUACGGACGGAUUAUCGCCGCUCACCCGGUGUACCACGUGGGGCU
This is a messenger RNA of Iphiclides podalirius (scarce swallowtail), 222 nucleotides long. NCBI's taxonomy places the organism in Eukaryota, Metazoa, Arthropoda, Insecta, Lepidoptera, Papilionidae. The record is from the annotation of a GenBank genome assembly.